AGGAGGAGGAAGACGUUUUGGAUGUGCUACGUGUCCAAAAAGACCUCGGCGAUCGGCUCCGACCAUAAAGCCUGGUCGUCUAUGCCGGACUGCCUACCGGGUUGGUUUACAUCCUCCGAAAACAUACUGUAUCGAGAAAACUCAUCACAUAAACUUGGAGAACAUGUCUGGGACCAAAAAACAGCGAACAGACCUCCAGAGAGCCACCAAUGUGGUGUACCAGGCCCACCAUGUCAGCAGGAGCAAAAGAGGCCAGGUGGUGGGCACCAGAGGAGGCUUUCGAGGAUGCACAGUGUGGCUAACAGGGUUGUCGGGAGCUGGUAAAACUACCAUCGGCUUUGCUCUUGAGGAGUACCUGGUGUCCCACGCCAUCCCCUGCUACUCUCUGGAUGGGGAUAACAUCCGACAAGGGCUGAACAAGAACCUUGGCUUCACCUCUGAGGACCGGGAAGAGAACAUCCGGCGUAUCGCUGAAGUGGCCAAACUGUUUGCCGACGCAGGCUUGGUCUGCAUCACUAGUUUCAUCUCGCCCUUCACUAAGGACCGGGACGAGGCCAGGAAAAUCCAUGCGGCCGCCGGGCUGCCCUUCUACGAGGUGUUUGUGAACGCUCCGCUGGAGGUGUGUGAGAGCCGGGACGUCAAGGGACUCUACAAGAAGGCCAGAGCUGGAGAGAUCAAAGGUUUCACAGGUAUUGAUUCGGACUACGAGAGACCCGAAGCCCCAGAGCUGGUGCUGAAGACUGGGGAGCUGACCGUCAACGAGUGCAUUGAGCAGGUGGUGGAGCUGCUCAAGAUUCAUGACAUUGUGCCCUCUGGUGUAACGGAAGAUGUGAAUGAGCUCUUCGUGGAGGAAAACAAGUUGGACCUGGCUCUAAGUGAUGCCAAUAUAUUGCCCGUUGUAAACAUCACCAAGCUUGACCUCCAGUGGGUGCAGGUUCUGGCCGAAGGCUGGGCCACCCCACUCAAGGGCUUCAUGAGGGAGAGGGAGUUCCUGCAGGUCCUCCACUUCAGCACUCUACUGGACGGUGGGACGAUCAACCUGUCCGUGCCCAUAGUCCUGCCUGUGUCCACUGAGGACAAGGAGAGCCUGGACGGCUGCGCCGCCUUCGCCCUGCAGUUCAGAGGUCGCCGAGUCGCCAUCCUCCGCAACCCCGAAUUCUACGUGCAUCGGAAGGAGGAGCGCUGUGCCAGACAGUGGGGCACCACUUGCCCCCAGCACCCCUACAUCAAGAUGGUGAUGGAGAGCGGUGAUUGGCUUGCUGGCGGUGAUCUGGAGGUGCUGGAGCGAAUCAAAUGGGACGAUGGGCUGGACCAGUACCGCCUUACUCCAAGAGAACUGAGACAAAGGUUCAAGGAUAUGAAAGCAGAUGCCAUCUUUGCCUUCCAGCUGCGCAACCCGGUCCACAACGGGCACGCCUUGCUGAUGCAGGACACCAAGCGGCGUCUCCUGGCGCGCGGCUACAAGACCCCGGUCCUGCUCCUUCACCCGCUGGGCGGCUGGACCAAGGAGGACGACGUGCCGCUGGACUGGCGCAUGAAGCAGCAUGCCGCUGUGCUCGAGGAGGGCGUGCUGGACCCAGCCAACACCAUCGUGGCCAUUUUCCCAUCACCCAUGAUGUAUGCUGGACCAACAGAGGUGCAGUGGCAUUGCAGGGCCCGCAUGAUCGCCGGCGCCAACUUCUACAUCGUCGGGCGCGACCCCGCUGGCAUGCCUCACCCCGAGACCAAGCAGGACAUGUAUGAGCCCACUCACGGGGGCAAGGUGCUCACCAUGGCACCAGGCCUGACCUCUGUCGAGAUCAUUCCCUUCCGCGUGGCCUGUUAUAACAAGGUCAAGAAGGCCAUGGACUUCUAUGACAAAGAACGAAAUGAUGAGUUUGAGUUCAUUUCGGGGACCAAGAUGAGGAGGCUGGCCAGGAGUGGAGAGAACCCACCCGACGGUUUCAUGGCUCCCAAAGCCUGGAAGGUUCUCACCGAGUACUACGGUUCUCUGCAGAAAGACCAGUGAGCUGGGGCAUGUUUUAUUCCAAAGGCUGCAUUCAGACAGGGCUCUCCCAUGUGCACAACUCUGAGAUGUGACAUAUUGGCUGCUAGUUUUUCUUUUCUGUUUUUCUUUGUUUUUCUCUGUUUGUCCCCCUGUAUUUUACCAUGCCCCCUAAGUGUUUUUGUACAGAACGGAAAACUCUGCAAAGGAUAGUACUGUAUUUCUCAUACAAUUCCGAAAAUUACAGUUACUCCCUCACAGUGAAACAUGUCAGUGUUCUCACCUUGUGGUCUUCUCUGCACCUGAGAAAAGAAAUUAGUCAUGCUUGUUCAUCACACCCGUUUAAAGUCUGAAUGCAGAAUGUACAUAAUGUAAGUGGCUAGAGAGAGAGAAAAUCAUAUUUUAUAUUUUAUUUGGAUUUUAAUACAAUCGAUUAGUGUGUAGAGGAAUAGUUUAUGCUACAUGCCUUAAAGUGGGGGUGUUCAGUCGUAUUCAUAAAGGCAUGGUUGUAGCCAGUUUGUUUUACAAAGGAUCUGGCAAUUUUGUGCGUCAGCUGACGAGUAUCGCGCGUUCCCAUGCGACCUUUUUUGGAUAAGAUUGGACAACCCUGCCUUAAUGAGAUACAGAAAAUGUGAUAUUUUAACUACAAGUUUUAAACGUUCCUUAGUUUUAUAAAUUAUCUGUAGUUUUUUACAUAAAGUGUCAAAACUGGCUUCUUACAACAAAUAUACUUAAAAAAAAUGUUGUGCCUUCUUCAAAACAAAGCAUGUGCAUUCAAGGUGCCAACUUGAACGUGAUAUGUGAAAGUGGAUUUUAAGAGGAAAUUACAUGUUACUGUUUUUUGUUUUUUUUCCACCCAUGUUUUUUGGUGGAUAUUCACUCCCUUUUUCUCCACUUCAUGGGUAGGUGGGUCUUCGUGUGCGAAAGGACACAAUAGCAGUAAUGUCAGAUCCUCUAAAUCUAUCAAACAAACAGAAAUGUACAAGCCAAUGUCUACAAUUGUCCAUUAGCUGUGAUAUCAUCUAUUACUGUCUCUUUUUAGGGUGCUCCUAAGAUGAAUCAAAUUGAUAUUUUUCAUCUUUGUCACAAAGAAUAUGUAAUGCUGCACAAGUAUUUACUUCUGAUAUGAAUUAAUAUGCAAAAGUAUGUGUGUUGGAUUGGAGGAGCAUCAACUGUGAAAAAAAUACUAUUGAAUGGAUGUUGGGUGUUUUAUUUUUAAAAAAAAAUAUAUAUGCACAAUUUCAUUGAAACACAAAGAUUAUUGGAUUUUCCUAUUGGCUUCUGGUCACAGCCUGAAAAAAUGCAACAGCAUAUUUAUUGAUUUCCUAAAUGGUUACUUAACUGUCCUGCAUUACUGAAAUGUUGUCCUAUCUUUAAUGUGAACGUUAUGAGGCAUCUUAACAAAAGUUCAUGUGAGAGUGUCACUCCUUUUUACUACAUUCCACAGUCAUCCAGGUGAAGGUAAUGUGUUCAAGGUGUGGAUGAUCAGAAUCAAAUGUCAAUUAAAAGGUUUAACCAAUA
This is a messenger RNA of Alosa alosa (allis shad), 3505 nucleotides long. RefSeq names its product 3'-phosphoadenosine 5'-phosphosulfate synthase 2b (gene papss2b). NCBI's taxonomy places the organism in Eukaryota, Metazoa, Chordata, Actinopteri, Clupeiformes, Clupeidae. Gene Ontology annotation, molecular function: ATP binding; sulfate adenylyltransferase (ATP) activity; adenylylsulfate kinase activity. The coding region runs from base 164 to 2008 and encodes 614 amino acids. The record is from RefSeq and is a predicted model, not a curated record. Gene Ontology annotation, biological process: 3'-phosphoadenosine 5'-phosphosulfate biosynthetic process; sulfate assimilation. The transcript is spliced from 12 exons.